This is a messenger RNA of Pungitius pungitius (ninespine stickleback), 3804 nucleotides long. Its product is annotated as septin-9-like. The transcript is spliced from 11 exons. Gene Ontology annotation, biological process: cytoskeleton-dependent cytokinesis; intracellular protein localization. Gene Ontology annotation, molecular function: GTPase activity; GTP binding; molecular adaptor activity. The coding region runs from base 278 to 2149 and encodes 623 amino acids. Gene Ontology annotation, cellular component: cell division site; septin ring; septin complex. The record is from RefSeq and is a predicted model, not a curated record. NCBI's taxonomy places the organism in Eukaryota, Metazoa, Chordata, Actinopteri, Perciformes, Gasterosteidae.
AUGGUCGUGCGGUCUCGCGACUCCCAACUAAAGUGCACAUCACCGCGCAGAGCGGAUCACACGGCAUUCCUGCAUCUGCCCUGGCCGCAGUCACUCGGUGUCACCACAACAAACAAAAAAAAGACAGUGGUGGAAAAACCGAAUCGACAAAGUCGCCUCCAACCGGCUGACACGACGGAACACGAGCGAGUAGAACCGGCUGCAGGGUUUCCCGUGAGGACCAAAGCGUCGCGUUGACCCACGACCGAGAGAACUGGACCAGCGACCGAACCAGAGCAUGAAGAAGACUCCCAAUUCAGCUCUGAAGAGGUCCUUUGAGGUGGAGGAUGUGGACACCUCCUCGCACUUGUCCCCCGGCACCCGUCGGACAACCAACUCCCCCCACCGCAACACCGCCAUGUCCCCCACCAGCAUCUACUACCGUGACCUGGGCACCGCCCCCCCGACCGCCGCCGCCACCGCCGCCACCGCCGCCAACAACAACAACCUCAACUUUACCCAACCCCGCUCCAUCAUGGGCGGAGGGGGCUCCAAGACCCCCGAGCCUGUGUCGCGCCGCUCCGAACUCUCCAUCGACAUCUCCUCCUCCUCCUCCUCCUCCUCCAGCAAGCCGCUGGAUAACGUCACCAGCCCCGCUUCCCAGCGCUUUGCGGCCAACAGCGUCCUGAAGCGCCCAGAGGUCCUGGGCCACUCCAAGACCCCCGAGACGAGCCACAAGAGGGAGGUCACGUUCGCCAGGGCGCCUUCCGACUCCCCGGCGACCCGCCGCAACGAGGGCAACCACCACCACCACAACAACAACAACGGCGCCAGCCGGGCCGCCGAGCAGAACCACGGCCGCAGGUUCGAGGCCCCCGCGGGCGGAGACGUCCGCAAGCCCGACAUCAGCAUCACCAGAGCUCCCCCGGAAAACAACGGCCACCACCUUCCUGUGCACCACCCGCACCACCCUAACCCUCACCACAGCGCCAUCGUCACCACCUUCCGCUCCUCCUCGCCCAGUCACGGGCGUAAAUCCCCCAACCCUGACAGGUCGGAGGUCAGUCUGAGCCACAGCAACAUGUCGGAGUCCGCCAAGCCCCACCACCAUAGCCCUCAAGUCAAGGGGGAGAAGACCCAUGGCAGCGACUUCAGCUACGUGGGCAUUGAUGCGAUCCUGGAACAGAUGAGGAGGAAGGCCAUGAAGCAAGGCUUCGAGCUCAACAUCAUGGUUGUUGGGCAAAGUGGCCUGGGAAAGUCCACUCUGAUGAACACCCUGUUCAAAUCGAAGGUUAGCCGUAAGUCUGUGCAACCGAAUCAGGAGGAGAGGAUCCCCAAGACCAUCGAGAUCAAGUCCAUCAGUCACGACAUAGAGGAGAAAGGAGUGAGGAUGAAGCUGACGGUGAUUGACACUCCGGGCUUCGGGGAUCAGAUCAACAAUGAAAACUGCUGGCAGCCCAUUAUGAAGUUCAUCAAUGACCAGUAUGAAGCCUACCUGCAGGAGGAGGUCAACAUCAACAGGAAGAAGAGGAUUCCGGACUCCAGGGUGCACUGCUGCAUAUACUUCAUACCGCCCACAGGACACUGUCUGAGGCCUCUCGAUGUGGAGUUCAUGAGGCGCCUGAGCAAGGUGGUCAACAUCGUCCCCGUCAUCGCCAAGGCCGACACCCUGACCCUGGAGGAGAGGGACGACUUUAAACAGACGAUCAGGGAAGAGCUGCGAGCCAACGGGAUCGACGUUUACCCCCAGAAAGAGUUUGACGAGGACGCAGACGACAGGAUGAUCAAUGACAAAAUCAGGGAAAUGAUCCCGUUCGCUGUCGUGGGCAGUGACCAGGAGUACCAGGUGAACGGAAAGAAGAUUCUGGGAAGGAAAACAAAAUGGGGCACCAUAGAGGUUGAGAACAUUGCACACUGUGAGUUUGCUUACCUGCGAGACCUCCUCAUCAGGACACACAUGGAGAACAUCAAGGACAUCACAGGCAGCAUCCACUACGAGACGUAUCGCGUCCGCCGGUUAAACGAGUCCAACGGCCACUUCAUCUCGCAGCAGCCCGAGCGGCCGGCGGCCCAGCCCAAGGCCAACGGUCAGCCCGAGGAGCAGCCCAGCAGCCCCCCGCAGGCCAACGGGGUCGCCGCGCCGCACCAAGCCCACUCCCACGAGAUGUAGAGUCCACACGUAGGGUGUCGGGACACAGCCAGGCACGGAACACGCAGUCGCCCAUGUGUUCUGUUUACACACACACACACACACACACACACACACACACUCUCAUGCUGUGAAGCCUAUCUUUUGUUACCUAGAAGGACUGACUACCUUUCAACAGGAAGUUCCAUGACACAUCCGAGUAAAUCCCAACAUUCCCCCCCCCCCCCCAUGGUGUGACUGCACAAUGCAACGUAUAUUCGGUUGUUUACAAGAAUAAACCUGUGAUGGAUAAUCCGUAAAUCUAUCAGUGUUUCGUGUAUGGAUCGCAGCGAGGCUAAUGAAAGUGAAUAGUUAGUGAAAUAAUGUACAAUGUUUGGAUCUGAAUCAGUGAGCAUGUUGGAAACAGAGUGAGAGAGAAAAGAGGCCUGCUGUGCACAGAAUCCCCUUUGCAUGGAUCUUGGGUGGACAACUCUAGCCCCUUCAGGAUUGUCCAGCCGAGGAGAAAUGGCAUAAUUCCAAAUGAAGUACAGCAUAUCCGACAACACAUUAGCUCUAAACUAGAAUUAACUGUUUGUGCCAAUGGCCUGGUGUGCUUUGUGUUUCGGUGUAGAGUUUUGUAUAGAAACUAUGGUUAAGUAGGAUUAUUUAGAUUAGGUUCAUAGUAUCAUGGAGAAAGUAAAUACAUUGUUGACACCUCCACGCUGCAAAAUAAUACAAGAAGAACAAGUCGUGGCAGUGUGGAGCAGCUUUGAAAGAAAUAGUCCCCAUUUCCACUUUUUCAGUCGUGUUAUGAUGUUUUUAAAAACCCGUUAUUGCCAAACCCUCCUGUCUCUUUCUAUAUAAUGCCAAUGUUGUGUAAUACGGUCAUGCCUUGCCUUUUACAUUUGCUAUUGUAUCUUUAUUGCUGUUCAUCUUCUAAUGUGAUUGGAUACAAUGGGGGUUGUGGAGUUAUCUGUGCAACUCUUUUGUUCAUUUUUAUCCUUGCCAAAUAAAAGUCUUUUUUUCUGUUCUAAAGAGAAGCACAUACAAUAUAUAGAGUUGAUUUAUGAAUAGAUAUUUAUGUGUAUGUUAAGUGUAAUCGGUUCAAUUCAACUUUCAUUCCAGCUUGUGGCUUUCAGAGGUUUGUUGCAGGUCUCUACAAGCGAUUAUCUUUUAGCUUUAGACGUAUUUGUUUUUAGUGGCCUGCGUUUUUACACCAUGUUGUACCCUGUUGGCUCGGCUUAUAACUGGCACCAGAGUGCAAAGGAUGUUAUUUAUACAUAACCAAUCGAUUCUGCCGAUAACUGUAAUAACAAGAUUAUGGAGAUAUAUUACUACAACUGAGGAAGCAAAAUAACACCCUUGAAAUUGCAGACAGAGUUCAUGUUAAUAUGUGCACAUUAAUACAAACUCAUGGGAUAAUUUAUAGAGGCUAAAUCUAAAUUUUUAAUGUCAUCAUACCUUUUCUAACUCAAAUAACCAAGAGUGUAAUUCUCUCAUAUGUUGCAUACAAAUGUAGAGAAGAGAAUACUUUCCAACAACCAAGAAAACUAUUGUCUUUUAUCCGGAGAGAGGUUAUUGGGUUACAUCUUGUUUACUGUUGUAAAGUUCUUGUGUAAUUUGUUAUGGUAUCAUAGAUUGAGGUUCUAUCUUUGAUAUGCUAUCUUAAAGAAUAAAGAUUGAUAUUUUUAUUGUUA